Messenger RNA from Dacryopinax primogenitus, 876 nucleotides. RefSeq names its product DDE-domain-containing protein. The record is from RefSeq and is a predicted model, not a curated record. Gene Ontology annotation, cellular component: nucleus. The annotation marks the transcript as partial. NCBI's taxonomy places the organism in Eukaryota, Fungi, Basidiomycota, Dacrymycetes, Dacrymycetales, Dacrymycetaceae. Gene Ontology annotation, molecular function: DNA binding. The transcript is spliced from 2 exons.
AUGCUCUCUGCCUGGCUGCAUGAUGAAGCUGGCAUCUGUGAGAAGGCAAGCAAUGCCACAACUGCCUCCUUUAAGCAACCACAGACUGUUGAGCAUCCAAUUGUUGAGGCAGCACUGAAAGAAUGGGUUGAACAAGCACAGCAGAAGGGUAUUGCAAUAAACGAGAACAUCUUGAAAAUCAAGGCAAGACAGUUUGCAGACAUGCAGGGGAUUCCAAAGGAGAAGUUCUUGUUGCUCUCGAAUGGUUGGGUUCAGGGGGUAAAGGGAUGGCUGGGAUUGAGAGGGGUACAGCUACAGGGGGAAGCUGCAUCAGCUGAUGUUGAGAAGGCUGAUGAGGAGGAGUUGCGUCUGAGGAAGAUUUCCAAUCAGAAGGGUGAUAAGACUCGCAUGUCUUACAUGCUGACAACAAAUGCAGAUGGCAGUGAGCGGCUUAAGCCAUUGGUUAUCAGUCAUUCCAAGCAGCCUUGCUGCUUUCAGCACAAGACACCACAAUCCCUUGGCUUUGAUUAUCAUUUCAACAAGAAGGCAUGGAUGACUGGAGUGAUUUUCCAGCUCUACAUUACAGCCCUUGACUGCCAAAUGCAACAACAGAACCAGAAGAUCCUUCUUCUUGUUGACAACCACAAGUGGGAUCCAGCAACUGUCACAAAUGUCCAAGUCAAAUUCCUUGCCCCCAACAUGACUGCACAUAUUCAACCAAUGGAUGCAGGUAUCAUUCAAAACUUCAAAGCAAACUAUAAGCAAGCACACUGUGAGCAAGCACUGGAUCAGGAGAUGGCAGGUGUGCUAGAUAUCUAUUGCAUCGAGCAGAAGGAAGCAAUGGGGUUGGCAUGGAUAGCCUGGGAGGAAGUCACAGUUGAAACAAUUGCCAACUGC